AUGGCGCCUCUUUAUGAUGAAGGCCACUCUUACUCAGAAGCCCACAAUUACAAUGAAAUCCUAAGCCCCCAGCCCUUCGUCCCCCCCAGCAAAGAGCAUCUACUUGCCACGUUCGAGUCGUCCCACGUUCCAUCGAGCGAUAACGGAUCAGCCACAGAUGACAGUCAGCUGGCCGCUCGAGAUUAUGAAUACAACUCUUCAGUAUCUUCCACUCGACAUUCAUCUAGCGAUAUAUUCGGCCGGGAAAUUGACGUGGAACUCGAGCACAUGAACUCACGCACAUCGAGCCGCUCGUCCUUCUCCUCAAUGCCAGCAUCCGUCCUCAUACACCCUAUCAGUGGAGUCAAAUCAAUGCCACCGAUGGACCUACAUGAAAAGAUGGUUGGAUACACAAUUGAAGAAUCGGAAGCCAGCUUCGGUGAUUUCGACGACCCACCCAGAACAAUGCGUCCUAUUCGACCUCGGGAAGCAGCAUUCCGAAAGCCAAGCUCAGUUAGAGCUAUGCAGAUGCAUACCGAGGAUGAAGGAAUUCGAUCACCGGGAUCAUCGGGAUUGAAACGGUCACCAUACUAUUCACCGAAUACUUCGUCCAACAAACCCAAAGCCAAGAAAGAGUAUCCACUUGUUCUAUUACACUGCAACCUUCUCGCACCUUCACUCCCCGUGCCCGGUGCCUCCGAACCUCAGAAUCAAGAAAUCGUCGAAGAAGUCUUACCCACUCAAUACUGGAAGCGCUGGCGCAGAUUACAAGAGAAAGCCGGCUCAGGCGUCCUCCGAGACCGAGGUGUGCUGAUCUCUCAUCCAGAAGACUUAUACGAUAUGCUUGAGGAACGAUUACUGGAAAGUCUAGAACUACAGCGCGCAAGAGUUCACCAAGGCCAUUUCCUCGGCCACGAAGAAGCUGGCUCAGGAUCCGAAGGCGAGCUUUCUGAUAAUGAUGAAAGCGAGACAGAUGGUGAGCAGGGUGAAGAAUGUCUUGACUGUGGUGGACGGGUACUCCGAACUAGUGAUACCAAUCGCAAAUGGGAGAUCCGGGUAUUCGCAGCCAAUGGUCUGAUGCGAGCGGGUGCAUGGGCUGCCGCGUGGAAGGAGAUGGAGAAGGUGGAUGUCGAGGUUGGACUUUGGUUACCAUCUGAUGUGCGAAGGGCACUUGAGAAGCGCAUGGCCGAAGCACGGUUGGCUGCACCGAGGCAAGAGAUGCAGCUCAUCCCCAUGCCAGUUCCCGAGCCUCCGGUAACACAAAAGAUUGAGUCUCGGCGUCAAUCUGUUCAGGAAUCUACCAGGUUGUUUAGUGGCGUGAGCGCCACGGCGGCUCCUCUUCCUGCGUUAAUGCCUGCACCGCCUGCACCACCUGCAUCACUUGCACUAUUCCCGGAUGUUAGGCGCCAGGAGCCGGAACAUCAAAUUGCACUCGGGACAUUGAUGAUCAAUUACAUCCGUGUUUUGGCUAGCGAUAAGCGUAACAUUGCGCUGGUUGCUAUGUCAGUCUUGGUUGGGUUUCUCGCUACAAGAGCCCAGCCUCACGAGCAGCUUCAGCCUAUUGCACAGUAUUUCUUCAAUGGCAUGGAAGCACCAUUCAUGACUGGGCGCUCGAAUGUGGUUGGCCCGAGCGUCCCUAUUGCGCCGGCAAACGUUCAUUCUUCGGUUAUCGACAUCGUGCCCAGUGUAACAAGUGUGGCUCCUAUUGCCACGGAAAGUGCCAUUCCAGCUCCAGAGGUGAUUCAGUCUUCUUUCAUUGAAGAAGUUUCUGAGCAUGUGCAGCUUGCGGAGUCCAUUACGGAAGUUGGUGCGGUCGAGAAGAUGCAGCAAUAUAUUCCAUCCGCUGAUGUCAGCUUUCAUAAACCCCUGUCCGAAAAUACUAUACAAUCCGAGCCUCAAGUGGUGGAAGAUUCUCAAGAGGGGCUGCAAACCCCAACAGAUCAAGCCAUUGAUGAGAUCAACACCCCUAUCUAUGCUGAGGCUGCCAGAGCUGUCGAGGAGUUUGCUGAGGACGCCAUUGAGGAGCCCACUGGUGCUCCUGUUGAGACUCAGAUUGAACAGCCGAUCGAAGAGUUUAUUGAAGCCCCAAUCGAGACAGCCGUUGAGGAGACCACUGAUACAUUCGUUGAGCCGUCUCUUGAUCAGCCAGCUGAAGAGGUUAUUGAAGAGUCAAUUGUGACUGAGGAGACUAGUGAAGAACCAACUGAGGAGCUCAUUGAGACAGCUGUUGAGCAAACCGAUGAGGAACCCAUGGAGGAGCCUACCGUGGUUCCAAUUCAGGCAUCUAUUCAAGAGCCCGCUGAGACAGCUGUAGAGGAGCCAAUUAAGGAGCCUACCGAAGAGCCUAUCGAGGAACCCAGCAAGGAGGUUAUUGAGGAGCCUGUCGAUGAGCCCAGUGAAGAACCAACUGAGGAACCUGUGGGGACAGCUGUUGAGGAAACCAAUGAGGAGCCUGAUGAGGAGCCCAAUGAGGAUCUUAUUGGGGAGCCUAUUGAUGAGGCUAGUGAGGAUCUAACUGAGGAUCCCAUUGAGACAGCUUUUGUGGAAACCGAUGAGGAACCUAUCGAGGAGUCUACCGAUCCGAUUCAGGCAUCGAUUAAAGAGUCCGAUGAGACAUCGCUUGAGGAACUCUCUGGGGAGCAUAUCGAGGAAUCAGUUGAUCUGAAUUGA
Molecule: messenger RNA, 2649 nt
Organism: Penicillium malachiteum
Lineage: Eukaryota; Fungi; Ascomycota; Eurotiomycetes; Eurotiales; Aspergillaceae
Exons: 2
Coding region: 1-2649 (882 amino acids)
Source: RefSeq, a predicted model, not a curated record